Molecule: messenger RNA, 1029 nt
Organism: Letharia lupina
Lineage: Eukaryota; Fungi; Ascomycota; Lecanoromycetes; Lecanorales; Parmeliaceae
Exons: 1
Coding region: 1-1029 (342 amino acids)
Source: RefSeq, a predicted model, not a curated record
AUGCUUGCUAUCGCAGCCAGCCGUUUGUCACCUUCCGACACGUGGAAACGCAAGAACGAGAAGACAAAGGAGAGACCGAUAUUAGGGAGUUGGCGAGAGCGGAGAGGUUCGAAGGAGAGCGGAGAAGAGAAGGGGAGCGGAGAGACGAAGGAGACAUUGGGGAGUUGGAGACUUCGGAAGCGGGAGAGAACGAAGGCGAUGGAUGAGACAGGGGUACAUGGAGAUUGCAUACCCGCUGAAUGGAAGCUUCAGAAGAUGUACAAGCAACUGAAAAUAGACAACAACAAGUUUACAACUUGGCUUGUUGAAUCAGUCUACCCAUGCGGUCGGAGUCUUUCAUGCAGUGAAACUCUUCCCCCUUGUAUUACCCUAUCGCGCAAGCAAGCCAAAGGUAUGAGCAAGCCAGAUUGGGCAGUGACAUCGAACGCCAUCUUGACAACGUCCACAGACCAUCCCAAAUACGACAUCAUUGUCAACAACAUCACCGAGCUUGCGCGCCAAACACAGAAGACGCCCGCGAGCAUGAUGGCUCUCCUUGACCGCCUCAUUGUUGAACGGACCGAAUAUUCAUACUGGAUGUCCCGAAAGUCAACGGACGAUCUCUCCAAGUUCUCCAACGAAAGUCAUGUAUACUACAUCGAGGUCCUGAAAGAAGUAAAGGUCAUCUUGGCUGAGCACAUUGAGCCCCAAACCACGAGAUUAUGCCAGGCGGAAUCACUGACCCUAUCCGAGACCACCAAUAUACCCACGCAAACACCAAAUCCGACACUCGGCAAGCGCAAGGUCUCAUCUACCAGUCAUCAGAAUCCGGACCGAAGGAAGGCGAUGAAGACGGAAUCCACGACAUCCAGUCCAAAGCACGUCUUGCAAAAGGAAGCCAAGCACCUGACGACGACCCAAAGGCAACAAGAAAAGGAGUGGAGACACGUUGUAGCGAAUAGCUGCAACAAGAUGGCGGAGAAGGACUGUGCUCCGGUAGCCAAGCCUAUGAGCUACGCAGCCGCCUUGCGUGUCGCAGUUGCCGUAUAG